Sander lucioperca (pikeperch) is the source of this 600-nucleotide messenger RNA. RefSeq names its product TPR-containing protein DDB_G0280363-like. The record is from RefSeq and is a predicted model, not a curated record. Bases 66 to 563 code for a protein of 165 amino acids. The transcript is spliced from 4 exons. NCBI's taxonomy places the organism in Eukaryota, Metazoa, Chordata, Actinopteri, Perciformes, Percidae.
AAUAUAUUUAAUGUAUUUAAUAUAUUUUAUAUAUUUAAUAUAUUUAACAUAUUUAACAUCUUGUGAUGGAUCCUGUGAGGAGGAAGUCGUGUCUGCGUCUCAGAGGAAACUGUCCUAUCAGGAAGCUCCUCAGACGGACAUACGAUGUGUCAGCAGCAAACUCUUCUCCUAUUGGCUCCUACUGGAACUACGUAGCCCCACCCACUGGCAGCCAGCCAAUCACAGAGAGGUCACAGCCCCUCCCCCAUCCCUGCUGCUGCCAGAGGGUCUCUUCUUCCGACCAAUCAGAGGCAGCCGCAGAUGUUCCCAUGGAGGAGACCCAGCAGAACCAGACCCACAACCAGACCCAGCAGACCCAGCAGAACCAGACCCACAACCAGACCCAGCAGAACCAGACCCACAACCAGACCCACAACCAGACCCAGGGGAACCAGACCCAGCAGACCCAGCAGAACCAAACCCAGCAGACCCAGACCCAGGGGAACCCUGAGGCCCGGGCGGUGGACUUUAUGGAUCUGGACGAUGACGUUGAUCCUGAAACUGGAGAGAAAUCGCAGGGAUGAGCCGACCAAUCAGAGACGGGGAUGAGCCGACCAAUCA